Condylura cristata (star-nosed mole) is the source of this 4869-nucleotide messenger RNA. It is a transcript of the gene TAF3, whose product is annotated as TAF3 RNA polymerase II, TATA box binding protein (TBP)-associated factor, 140kDa. Bases 207 to 3005 code for a protein of 932 amino acids. Gene Ontology annotation, molecular function: protein heterodimerization activity. Gene Ontology annotation, cellular component: transcription factor TFIID complex. NCBI's taxonomy places the organism in Eukaryota, Metazoa, Chordata, Mammalia, Eulipotyphla, Talpidae. The transcript has 7 exons. The record is from RefSeq and is a predicted model, not a curated record.
CAGCGGGAGGCGGAGCGAGUCCAAAAUGGCGGCUCUCAGGCUGGCGCGCUCCGUGCUGCUGAGGCUUUGAGGUGGUCGCCAGUGGUCGGGGGGACGAUUUCCCCGCCGCAGGGGCCCUAGAGAAUGAAUCGGGGACUCUGUUAAGGUUAGGCGGUGGGGGUGGAGAGAAGUGGCAGCAAGGGCUGCGGUGGAAUCCACGGAGCGGGAUGUGCGAGAGUUACUCCAGGUCGUUGUUGAGGGUCUCGGUGGCGCAGAUCUGCCAGGCGCUGGGCUGGGAUUCGGUGCAACUCAGCGCCUGCCACCUCCUCACGGACGUGCUGCAGCGUUAUCUGCAGCAGUUGGGACGGGGCUGCCAUCGGUACUCUGAGCUCUAUGGCCGAACAGACCCAAUUUUGGAUGAUGUUAGUGAAGCUUUCCAGCUUAUGGGGGUUAGUCUACAUGAACUAGAAGACUAUAUACACAACAUUGAACCUGUCACUUUCCCACAUCAAAUUCCUUCAUUUCCUGUUAGCAAGAACAAUGUACUUCAGUUUCCUCAACCUGGCAGUAAAGAUGCAGAGGAAAGAAAAGAAUACAUUCCUGAUUACAUGCCACCCAUUGUGUCUUCUCAAGAAGAGGAAGAAGAGGAGCAGGUGCCCACUGAUGGAGGUACAUCAGCAGAAGCCAUGCAGGUUCCCUUGGAAGAAGAUGAUGAAUUGGAGGAGGAGGAAAUUAUUAAUGAUGAGAAUUUCUUGGGUAAGAGACCUUUGGAUAGUCCUGAAGCUGAAGAAAUGCCUGCAAUGAAGCGACCAAGACUGUUAAGCACUAAAGGGGACGCCCUGGACUUAGUAUUAUCGGAAGCUCGAGAACCGCUCAGCUCAAUAAAUACCCAAAAGAUUCCCCCAAUGCUUUCUCCAGUGCAUGUACAGGACAAUGCAGACCUAGCACCUCCAUCGCCAGAACCACCAAUGUUAGCUCCAGUUGCAAAAUCACAAAUGCCAACUGCAAAACCAUUAGAUGUAAAAUCAUGUACACCUAAAACAAAGACUAAAACUAGUUCUCCAGGACAGAAGACUAAAUCACCUAAAACUACUCAGUCACCAGCAAUGGUCGGAAGUCCUAUUCGGUCACCAAAAACUAUAUCCAAAGAAAAGAAAUCACCUGGACGUUCUAAGAGCCCCAAAAGUCCCAAGAGCCCCAAGGUUAUAUCUCAUAUACCCCAAGUACCCAUCAGGCCUGAAACACCAAACAGGACUCCUUCAACUACAAUAAGUGAAAAAAUUAGUAAAGAGACUAUUCAGGUUAAACAAAUACAAACUCCCCCCGAUGUUGGCAAACUAAACAGUGAAAACCAGCUGAAAAAGGCUGUUGUGACUGAUAAGACGAUUGACGACUCUAUAGAUGCUGUGAUUGCACGUGCUUGUGCUGAAAGAGAGCCAGAUCCUUUUGAAUUUUCUUCUGGAUCAGAAUCUGAAGGAGACAUUUUUACCAGCCCCAAGAGAAUUUCAGGUUCAGAAUGUACUACUACAAAAGCCUCCACUUCUUCCAACAAUUUCCCUAAGUCAGGAUCCACUCCUCUGCCUCUUUCAGGUGGCACUUCAAGUUCUGACAAUUCAUGGACAAUGGAUGCCUCCAUUGACGAGGUUGUACGUAAAGCAAAAAUGGGUGCCCCUUCAAAUAUGCCUCCCAACUUCCCGUAUCUCUCUUCUCCUUCAGUUUCUCCUCCCACUCCUGAACCUCUCCCCAAGGUGUACGAGGAGAAAAACAAACUGCCUUCAUCAGUGGAAGUCAAAAAGAAGUUGAAAAAGGAAUUGAAGACCAAAAUGAAAAAGAAAGAAAAGCAGAGAGAUAAGGAGAGGGAAAGAGACAAAAGUAAGGAAAAAAGUAAAGAGAAGGAUAAAUUGAAAGAAAAAGAGAAAGAAAAGGAAACCAGCAAGGAAAGCAAGUAUCCAUGGAAGGAAAGUCUUAAAGAUGAAGAAUCAGAUCCCUAUAAGUUUAAAAUAAAAGAAUUUGAAGAUGUUGAUGCAAAAGUGAGAUUGAAAGAUGGAAUUGUGAGAAAGGAGAAAGAGAAACAUAAAGAUAAGAAGAAAGAUAGAGAAAAAGGCAAAAAAGAUAAAGAUAAGAGAGAAAAAGAAAAAGUGAAAGAUAGAGGUAGAGAAGAAAAGAUUAAAGUCCCACCAUCCCCACUGGUUUUGCCUCCAAAGGAAAUGGCCUUGCCCUUGUUUACUCCUGCUGCAGCCAUGAGAGUCCCAUCCAUGUUACCUUCUCUGUCACCAAUGCUUCCUGAAAAAUUAUUUGAAGAAAAGGAGAAACCUAAGGAGAAAGAAAGGAAAAGGGACAAAAAGGAAAAGAAGAAAAAGAAAGAGAAGGAAAAGGAGAAAGAAAAGAAAGAGAAGGAAAGGGAAAAAGAGAAAAGAGAAAGAGAGAAGAGAGAAAAAGAAAAGGAGAAACACAAGCAUGAAAAAAUAAAAGUGGAGCCAGUUGUUCCAGCCCCCAGUCCUGUUAUCCCCAGAUUGACUCUCAGAGUUGGCGCUGGCCAAGACAAGAUUGUUAUCAGCAAAGUGGUUCCAGCUCCCGAGGCUAAGCCAGCUCCUUCUCUGAACAGACCCAAGACCCCACCGCCCCCACCGGCCCCUGCUCCUGUACCUGUGCACGUGACUCCUGCCCCCGUGCCUUUGCCACUCCUUGCACAGUCCACCACAUCCCCUGCUUUAAUGACAUCUCCGUCCCCUGCCUUCUCUGGAGCUGGAAGUUCCAAAGCCCCGGUCCGGAGUGUGGUGACAGAGACUGUCAGCACUUACGUGAUCAGAGAUGAGUGGGGCAACCAGAUCUGGAUCUGUCCUGGGUGUAACAAGCCUGACGACGGGAGUCCCAUGAUCGGCUGUGAUGACUGUGACGACUGGUACCACUGGCCCUGUGUUGGAAUAAUGGCUGCACCACCAGAAGAAAUGCAGUGGUUCUGCCCUAAGUGUGCCAACAAGAAGAAGGACAAAAAGCACAAAAAGAGAAAGCACCGGGCACACUGACCCUCCCUGCAGUGUGGACAGCGCAGCAUCGCUGCAGGGCUUCCCUGGCGUCUUGAAGGGGCGGUGGUGCUUCUGCCCUCCCAUCACCAGAUUCCUCUGGAGAAUGACUCCUGGAAGACUGAGGACAAGAACGCACCGUCUACUCUGGCUUUUUCCCUUUUGAAACAGACUGGCCUGUGGCUCCAUGUAGUGAGAUUGAAGAAAAACUCAAGCUGGAGUGUGGCUAAAGGACUGCCACGGCUCCAUUUUUCUAUUACCAGUGACAAGUAUUAUUAAUAAAAAGACCAUAAUCUUCCCUUUUGAUUUUCUUUACUCUCUCCAGGGCCUUUGCAUUAAGAUACUAGAUGAGAAGAUAAUGUGUAAACUGCCUUGACUGUAAUUUAAGGAUGAUAUCAUUAGUCUGUAUACAGUUUUCAACCUCGUUCCCUCUAUAGUAAGAUAAUCAUAAUAACAUAAAAGAAAACUCCAGUUGGAGUGUUGGUAAAUAUUUUUGUGAUGAAAAUAUAUGAAACCUCCUCUCCCCCUGCCCCCGUUUUUAGUACUAACAUGUACAAUGUUCAGGCUUUUGUGAAAUACCUUAUAUUUUUUAAGAAAAAGGUUUCUAUCAUGUCCUGUUUGCUUUUGUGCAGAUUAUUUUUGUUGACUUUAACAUACUUUCUAUCUUUGUUGCAUUCUAACUUUGCCCUUCUUUAACUGCUGGAGUUCUUACUGCUCAUACAUUUCAGCUAUUGAUACUUGUAUAAAAAUUCUCCAGACUAGAAGAUCUCCCCUAAAUGUAAAUAAUAAAUAUUUAUGAAGUAGCUAUUUUUAAAAUUUUUUAUCGUGUUUAAUUCUGGCUUUCUCUGAAAUCCACUGUGAUUUCAGCCAUGUCUGUAAUUACUGCUGUACAUAGCAAGAAGGCUGGAAAAAAGAGCCAUAGUUCAAAGUAAUUUACCUUGAGCUGAACCUGCACAGUGUCCAAAACACUGUCGGGUAAAAGAGGACCCUGGCAGUUAGAAGGAAAACAAGGCAAUUUAAAUCUAUAGUUUAUGAUUUAAAAUUGUUUUGUUAUCUGUUUUGUUUUCUGUACAUUUCUUGGACUUAACGUUAAUUACAAGGACAUGUAGAUUCCCGGAAAGUAAAAAAACAAAAACAAAAACAUACUGUAGCAUUUUGUGUUUAUAUUGUUUUAUUUCUGCAAAUCUGUUGUUCAUUGAUAUUGUGGCUGAAAUGAAGUAUAUUAUGAAUUUUUUUAAGAAAACAUCAAAUUUCAGGGUAUCACAAAACUUUAUUAUAUUACUAUACUGCCCACUAUUUAUUAUAUGUUAUAGAUGUCUGAGAGAUAAACCAAAUAUUUUAUUUUUAAUGUAAAACAUCAAAUUUAAUUUUAUUAGCAUAUUUUAGCAACUUUGGAAUAAAUAUGGACUUUUACUUGAUUUUGAAAUAAUCCCAGUUUGGGCCAGUGUAAUGCAUUAUCUUGAAUGCUAGAAUAUGGGCUUUGGAUCUAAUACAAAUAUAUUAAUAGAAAUUGUGAUUUUUUUAAUGCCAAGUAAAUUAAUAUUAGUGUAUGAAUUAGUCAUAUUUUAAAAAAUAAUAUUAUGUGAUUAGAGAAAUGAAGUUUUCUGCCAUGAAUGUUAACUUGAAAAUCAGUGGAAAUGGAGUAGACCUUUUAAGAGUACAGUAUUCAUUGCCCUCCUUGUUCUAGAAGCCAAAAUUUUUCUAUUCCUUCAAAGAAACAAAGCAUCUAUGUUGAGAUAUACAUGGGUUUUUUUUUGUUUUAUUAAUUUGAGAUCAUUCUAAAUUUAUACGAUAUUUUCACAUGCACAAAUAUACCCGGUAGUGCUUUUUGAAGAGGGAUGGCGGGUGGGGGAGUACAAAAUAAAGA